Molecule: messenger RNA, 900 nt
Organism: Sesamum indicum (sesame)
Lineage: Eukaryota; Viridiplantae; Streptophyta; Magnoliopsida; Lamiales; Pedaliaceae
Source: RefSeq, a predicted model, not a curated record
AUUAGUUCUUGUAACUGUAAAUUCUCCUUCCAUACAUAGUACCAAAGCAUUUAUUUUCUAAUCAAUUAACAUUUACACUUUCUUGAGUAUUAAACCCCAUUUUUUUCCUCACUUUCAUCAAGCUUGAAAAAAGACAAAGGGAGAAGUUGAGGAACUCAAACCCUCUCCAUAUAUGGAGCCACCAAGAUUAGAUCCAUGCAGUCAUUCUGAGAGUUCAAGCACCAAUUCACCAUCAUCAUCAACAUGCCUCAUCAACAACUCAGCCAAGAACAAGUCAUCGAUGCUAGUUAAUUACCCUAUUCCUAUGGAAGAACAAGUUCAAGAACAAGAGCAAAUCGAGAACCCUGAUCUUGUAUUGGAUCUAACCCUCUCGAGAAAAGAUUUGGAUCGGAAUUCCAAGCCGGAACUCGCGCUUUUCCAGACAAAUCCACCGGCCAGUACUGAAUCGGAAAACCGUGUUUUCUCAUGCAACUACUGUAACAGGAAGUUUUACAGCUCGCAGGCUCUAGGGGGCCAUCAGAACGCCCACAAGCGGGAGCGGACGAUCGCGCGGCGAGGCCAGCGCAUUGCCGGCACGUCAUUCGGCCACCAUGAUGCGGCGGUGCACCGCUACUCGAGCAUUGCUUCUCUCCCUCUGCAUGGAUCCUUCAACCGGUCUCUUGGAAUUCAGGGCCGCCAAGAAAGCCUCUUGAUCAGCAGCCGGCGGUAGGGCGGCUGGCGGUGGAGAAUCAUCAGGUGGGGCAGUCAUCCAGUGGCGGAGCAGCUAGGUUUAACGGUGGUCGGAGGUUCUCUACGGCGGUGGAUGGGGUAGGAGGAUUCAGAUGGGACAAUAAUAGCUCACAUUUGAAGACUAAUAAUCAAGAAGAGUUGAAAAAGUUGGACUUGUCUCUCAAACUCUAA